Messenger RNA from Schistocerca americana (American grasshopper), 447 nucleotides. RefSeq lists its product as uncharacterized. NCBI's taxonomy places the organism in Eukaryota, Metazoa, Arthropoda, Insecta, Orthoptera, Acrididae. The record is from RefSeq and is a predicted model, not a curated record. The transcript has 4 exons. Bases 71 to 406 code for a protein of 111 amino acids.
GACCGCUACGUUCGCGUCUGUGCGCCAAAAUCGUCCGAUUUCCGCAAACGUCGUCGCUACUUGUCGUCGAAUGGUCUGUGUCAUCGAAACGAUUGUUGGUACUACACCAGUGAAACGCAACUUCCUCAACGGUGUUAUGGUAAAAAUUGGGAUGGAGGUGCGGCAGGUGUGGGGCGCGUGCGCAGGCGUGGGCUCGCACUGGGCGCUGGGCGUGCUGCUGCUGCUGGGGCUGGCCGCCGAGGACUGGAGCGGGCCCGCCGCGCUGCUCUCGCUCGUGAUCGCCUUCACCGUCGCCCUGCUCACCGGUAGGUCCACUGCACGCCUGCGUCGCCUCUGCGACUCAUUCACGGUGGUUGCUGAACUCCUCCUGUUCGAAAUGAUUCGUGUUUUGUGUAGACAUCUAUAAGCCCACACUGAAAGCCUUACGUAUUUAUACAAGUGUUUAAU